Molecule: messenger RNA, 2517 nt
Organism: Oryzias melastigma (Indian medaka)
Lineage: Eukaryota; Metazoa; Chordata; Actinopteri; Beloniformes; Adrianichthyidae
Gene: tgfbi
Product: transforming growth factor, beta-induced
Exons: 17
Coding region: 16-2214 (732 amino acids)
Biological process (GO): cell adhesion; extracellular matrix organization
Cellular component (GO): extracellular matrix
Molecular function (GO): cell adhesion molecule binding
Source: RefSeq, a predicted model, not a curated record
CCAGGAACACUGCAGAUGUUGAGUGACUCCUCUUUGAAGCCAGCUGCCUCCUCCACAUCUGUCUGCGCGUGCUGGCUCCUCCUCAUCGUCCUCUUCCUCCUCCUUUCGGGGUAUAAAGUGGACCCCGGCGCCGCUGCGGGGUCUGCAGAGAGGAGCAGGAGAGAGGAGGAAGAGGAGAAGAUGAAGGCGUGUGUGCUGGUCCUGGCUUUGUCCCUGGUUCUGACCGUGUGCGUGGCCCGGUCUCCCUUCCAGACGGUUCUCCAGCACAGCCGGAUCCGGGGCCGGCAGCAGGGGCCGAACGUUUGUGCCAUGCAGCAGGUUAAAGACACAGGCAAGAAAUAUUUCACCAACUGCAAGCAGUGGUACCACCGGAAGAUCUGCGGCAAACCCACGGUGAUCGUAUAUGAGUGCUGUCCAGGUUACGAGAAGAUUUCUGGAGAGAAGGGCUGUCCUGCAGCGCUGCCUCUGGUCAACAUCUUCAACACUCUGAGCGUCGUGGGAGCCACUACCACUCAUAUGUACACGGAGCGAGCCUUACUGAGGGAGGAGAUCGAAGGUCCCGGGAGCUUCACGUUCUUUGCUCCCAGCAACCAGGCCUGGGCCGCCCUGCCAGCAGAGAUCCUGGACGCUCUGGUGAGUAACGUGAACAUCGAGCUGCUGAACGCUCUUCAUUACCACAUGGUGAACCGGAGGCUGACGUCUGAGGAGCUGAAGCACGGCUCCGUCAUCACCUCCAUGUACCAGGACUUAACCGUGCACAUCAACCACUACAAAAACGGGAUCAUCACAGUGAACUGUGCACGUCUUAUCAAACCUGAUCAGCACGCCACCAACGGGAUUGUGCACGUGAUCGACCGUGUCAUCACAGCCACCUCCAGUAAUCUGCAGACCUUGAUUGAAAUCGAGGAUGACCUGGAAACGUUAAGAACAGCCAUGGCUGCCGCAGGUUUCACCACCAUGCUGGAGGGUGAAGAUCAAUACACCAUUUUUGCCCCCACCAACGAAGCCUUCAGGAAGAUUCCUGAAGAAACCCUGAAAAGGAUCUUGGGAGAUCCAGUGGCCCUGAAAGACCUGCUGAACUACCACAUCCUGAAGCACAUACACUGUGCCGAGUCCAUCGUGUCAGGAACGCCGAUGGAGACUCUGCAGGGAACUGUUCUGGAGGUCGGCUGUGACGGAGAACAGAUGACCCUGAAUGGAAAGGCCAUCGUCAGCCAGAAGGACAAGCUGGGAACCAACGGAGUGAUCCACUACAUCAACGAGCUGCUGAUCCCAGACUCUGCUAAGACACUGCUGGAGUUGGCUGAAGGCUCAACCGUUUCCACGGCAACCAAGCUGUUUGUUGGCGCUGGUCUGUCGUCCCGUCUGACUGGUUCUGAGGCUCUGACCAUGCUGGCUCCUGUGAACGAGGCCUUCAGAGGAAGUCCAACAAUGACUCCUGACCUCCGGAAGCUGUUGACCAACCACAUCCUGAGGGAUCAGCUGUCCUCCAAGUCUCUGUACCACGGUCAGGAGCUGGAGACGCUGGGAGGCCUCAAGCUCAGAGUCUUUGUCUACAGAAAUAACCUGUGCAUUGAGAACAGCUGCAUCGCUGCACACGACAAAGUUGGACGCUUUGCCUCCAUGUUCACCGUUGACAAAGUUCUGGUUCCACCGAUGGGCACCAUCAUGGACGUUCUGAAGGCUGACAAUCGCUUUAGCCAGCUGGUUGGAGCAAUCCAGACGGCUGGAAUGACAGAACUCCUGAACCAGCAGGGGGUGCUCACCUUCUUUGCUCCUACAGACACUGCAUUCAGAGAGAUGCCCCAGGCGGAGCUGAACAGACUGCUGCGUAACUCUCAGCAGCUGUCGGCUGUGCUCCGGUUGCACAUGGUGGCCGGCAUGCUGGUCAGCGGGGGCAUCAGCUCUCACAUCCGAAUGCCGUCUCUGCAGGGAGAGAAGCUGGAGCUGAACAAGCGCAACUACACCGCCCACGUCAACAAGGUCCCUGUGGUCGAGGCGGACCUGAUGGCGACCAACGGGGUCGUUCACGCCGUCAACAGCAUCAUCAAGUCGCUGCCUCCAAAGGUGGACAGAGAGCAAGCAGACGGGCCGUCUACUCAGAUGAGAUCAGCCGCCUCCUUCAGGGUGGACUCCAGGAGCUUCCGGAACGAUGAUCUUUUUCAGAAGGUCCUGAAGAGCCAUUCCAGCCGGGCGAUGAAAAAUAGUCAGUAAGACGACGAGAAGCAGGACCGUGAGGACAUCUGAGGGGGCAGCCAUCUCUGGAUAUUUGAGGAGCUGUUGAGGUUCUGGGUGGGCUUCCUGUUCCUGUGUGACGAGGAGAAAAGCUGUUCUUAAGAGUUUUUUACAUUGUUACCAAACCAGUGUUUGUUCAAGUUCAUUCUUCCUGGGUGAACUUUUGUAAGGAGUAUUUUUCCUGGAGUCCUCCUGUCAAACAGACACUAUGAGGGAGAAGAACUUUCAGGAGCUUUCCUUUGAGUUUUUGUAAAAUAAAGCUGAAAUGCGACCUCGCCAUGA